AUGGCUACUGGGGGUUCCUUCAGAGAGCUCUCUGAGGAACUAGCCUGUCCCAUCUGCUUGGAGUAUUUCAAGGAUCCAAUGAUCCUCACUGAGUGCUGCCACAACUUCUGCCGAGCCUGUCUGACCCGGAGCUGGCAGGAGUCGGGAGCCAUAGCUUCCUGCCCAGUGUGCAAACACACCGCUGAGCCGACAAACCUCCGGCCUAAUCGGCAGCUGGCAAAUGUUGUGGAAAUAACUAGAAAACUCAGUUUCCAGAGGAAAGAAAGAGUGAAAGAAGAGACCCGGGAGAGAAUCUGUGAAAAACACAGGAAGCCGCUGAACCUUUUCUGCCAAACUGAUGGGAUCCUCAUUUGUAAGACCUGUGACAGAUCUAAGAAGCACAAAAAUCAUGAGGCGAUUCCUGUUGAGGAGGCUGCCCAGGGUUACAAGGAUAAGAUCUUCAGCUGCCUGGAGAGUUUGAGGAUCGAGAGAGAGAAAAUUCUAAAAUAUUUAGCUGAUGCUAAAGAUGAAAACCAAGAAAUGCUUAAAAUUACAAAAUCAGAAAAGCAAAAGACAGUGGCUGAGUUCAGACGACUACACCAGCUUCUGGAAGAACAAGAAAACCGUCUGCUGGCCCAGAUAGAAGAGGUGGAGAAUGAGAUAGCCAGAAAAAGGGACGAGCACCUGGCCAAGCUCUCUGAGGAACUUUCUUCUCUCAAAAGCCUCAUCCGGGAGAUGGAGGAAAAGCAUCAGCAGCCAGUGAGUGAACUCCUGCAGGAUGUCAGAAGCAGCUUGCAGAGGUGUAAGGAGAAGGAGAACUUUAAGAAUCCAGUGGUUUUCUCUUCUGACCUGAAAUGGAGGCUCCAGGGCUGCUGUGAUAUCAGUCCCUUUCUGGGGGGUGUCAUGAAGCAAUUCAAAGACACUCUGGUUUCUGAACUUCAGAUGCAAAAAGAAAGCGUGACCCUGGAUCCAACCACAGCUUCUCACAAACUCAUUGUGUCUGAGGACCGGAGAAGCAUUAAACUCCGAAGUGAAGAUCGAGACCUGCCUGAAGUUCCUGAUGAGACCAUUUAUGCCUUUGUACUGGGCUGUGAGGGAUUCACAGCAGGCUGCCAUUUCUGGCAAGUCAGUGUGGGAAGUGAGGAAGGCUGGGCUGUGGGGGUGGCCAGGAAGUCUAUGAAGGGCAGAGUCACUUUUAUUCCUGAGAAAGGGAUCUGGGCUGUGGGGAGGAGUAAGGGCCGGUACAAGGCUUUCAUAAAGGGCACUGACCCUUCUCCCCUGACCCUGCAGGGGGAGCUCAACAGGAUCCGAGUGUGUCUUAACUAUGCUGGGGGGCGAGUGGCCUUUUUUGACGCUGACCAAGUAGCCCUGCUCUACGAGUUCUCAGGAGCCUCCUUCUCUGGAGAGAUCCUCUGUCCCUUCUUUGCUGUGAAAAAUAAAGGCUACCUCACACUUUGUCCUUUAGACAGUCAAAGUUCUCUCACAGGCUCUGGUGAUGUUGCUCAUGAGUGCAAGAUGACUAAAUUUUAA
Heteronotia binoei (common prickly gecko) is the source of this 1509-nucleotide messenger RNA. RefSeq names its product zinc finger protein RFP-like. The record is from RefSeq and is a predicted model, not a curated record. Gene Ontology annotation, molecular function: protein binding; zinc ion binding. The transcript is spliced from 7 exons. Bases 1 to 1509 code for a protein of 502 amino acids. NCBI's taxonomy places the organism in Eukaryota, Metazoa, Chordata, Lepidosauria, Squamata, Gekkonidae.